GUAGUUUUUAAUCUCAAAUUACAAGUAUGUUUACAUUAAACAUAACCCUAUCUUAUGUUUCCAAAAUUCUGAUGCGCGAAAUCAUUUACCCAGUAUGUGGUAGUUAUAAAUGGCGAAGGGAUGUUCAACUUAAAAUCGCCGUUAGUCGUAACGCUCUUGUAUGCUGCGAUGCUAACUGGCCGUGAUGCUGGUCCUACAAGAGACUGUGACAGUGGUACGGAUUGUUACCGCUAUACCAUGUGUGGGCUGUUCUGUGACGCCUCCAUGUUUGAUCAGUGUAAUUGUAUGGGGAAGGACGGGAAUGAGACCUUAGUCUGCAGCAGAAAUCGAGUCGGAUUGUAUUUAGAUACAGAUAUUACCUGGAUGAAAUUCAACAGCAGCUGUGUUGUACAGUACAACAUAAGUUACGGACAAAAUACCUUUUGCGACGGGAGUCAUUCGUUUUGGGCUGCGAGACAAAUGACACUUUAUUUUCCUGGUGCCACGGCUCAGGUCGAUCCAAAUGUAACGAUCAACAUCGGAUGUUCCGGCAUGGACACAAGCCGAGUGAGUGUUUCUAGAACCAUACAGCCAAAAGACAACCGGAAUUAUAGUAUACUAAUUCACGACUGGGUCAAUGCUACCAUUCAACUUGACCAUGACUGUGGACUUGACGACAAUCAGGUCUGUAGUGAUGGUGGACAAGUCGUCUGCGAGCGAGGUUACUAUGGUGACCAUUGUGACCGAUAUUGUAACAGUUCCCUGUUCAGCAAUUGUGUCUGUGAUAACCAUGGCGAUCUCCAGUGCACCAAAGAUCCUGUAGGAGUAUAUUUUGAACUUCAGAUCCAGUCCAUACACAACCCUCAUCCAGAUCAGAUCGAGACCAUGUCUCUAUUUAUCCGGCAAAGUUACGAUGGCUAUGCGUUUCUGAGGAAAAACUAUUCUAAUCUUAUUCUUCAUGUGACGCCGGAUAUGGAGGCGAUGGGAUUUUUCAACAAUACGAUGACUUUCUACUGUCCGGAUUUUAACAAUUUUGUUAACUGUACAAUCAAUAUAAAAAUGCUAUUUAAUAAGGCAUUCACAACGGGAGAAACAUUUCGUAUCAGUAUUGUCGAUCCAAGUAAAGACGCAAAAUUCACGGAUUUAACCCUGCCUCUGCACAAACCAGAAGACUCUAUAUACUUUAACAUCAGAUAUCGUGUGUUCUACGAUUGUGAUCCAGUAAUUUCUAACCAAAACUGUGAUGUCACUGGAAGACUCGUGUGCAGAGAAAACUAUUUUGGCAGAAACUGUGACAUUUUUUGUAACGGUAGCAUGACGCAUGGAAAUUGUAGUGAAAAUGGAUUGGUGAAAUGUUUUGAAAACUAUUUUGGGCCAACAUGUGAUCAGUUUUGUAAUAUAAACAUGAAGCAUGGAAAUUGUAGUAAAAAUGGAUCCGUCCAAUGCUUUACAAACUAUUUUGGGUCAAAUUGUGAUCAGUUUUGUAACAUAAGCAUGAGGCAUGGAAAUUGUAGUAAAAAUGGGUCUGUCCAAUGCUUUACAAACUAUUUUGGGUCAAAUUGUGAUCAUUUUUGUAACAUAAGCAUGAAGCAUGGAAAUUGUAGUGAAAAUGGGUUAGUUAAAUGUUUUACAAACUACUUUGGGUCAAAUUGUGAUCAUUUUUGUAACAUAAGCAUGAGGCAUGGAAAUUGUAGUGAAAAUGGGUCCGUCCAAUGUUUUACAAACUAUUUUGGGCCAAAUUGUGAUCAGUUUUGUAACAUAAGCAUGAAGCAUAGAAAUUGUAGUGAAAAUGGAUCCGUCCAAUGUUUUACAAACUAUUUUGGGCUAAAUUGUGAUCAUUUUUGUAACAUAAGCAUGAGGCAUGGAAAUUGUAGUGAAAAUGGGUCUGUCCAAUGUUUUACAAACUAUUUUGGGCCAAAUUGUGAUCAGUUUUGUAACAUAAGCAUGAAAAAUGGAAAUUGUAUUGAAAAUGGAUCCGUCCAAUGUUUUACAAACUAUUUUGGGUCAAAUUGUGAUAAGUUUUGUAACAUAAGCAUGAAGCAGGGAAAUUGUAGUGAAAAUGGGUCGGUUAAAUGUUUUACAAACUAUUUUGGGUCAAAUUGUGAUCAGUUUUGUAACAUAAGCAUGAAGCAUGGAAAUUGUAGUGAAAAUGGGUCCGUCCAAUGUUUUACAAACUAUUUUGGGUCAAAUUGUGAUCAGUUUUGUAACAUAAGCAUGAGGCAUGGAAAUUGUAGUGAAAAUGGAUCUGUCCAAUGUUUUACAAACUAUUUUGGGCCAAAUUGUGAUCAGUUUUGUAACAUAAGCAUGGGGCAUGAAAAUUGUAGUGAAAAUGGAUCCGUCCAAUGUUUUACAAACUAUUUUGGGUCAGAUUGUGAUCAGUUUUGUAACAUAAGCAUGAAAAAUGGAAAUUGUAGUAAAAAUGGAUCCGUCCAAUGCUUUACAAACUAUUUUGGGUCAAAUUGUGAUCAGUUUUGUAACAUAAGCAUGAGGCAUGGAAAUUGUAGUGAAAAUGGAUCCGUCCAAUGUUUUACAAACUACUUUGGGUCAAAUUGUGAUCAGUUUUGUAACAUAAGCAUGAGGCAUGGAAAUUGUAGUGAAAAUGGGUCCGUCCAAUGUUUUACAAACUAUUUUGGGUCAGAUUGUGAUCAGUUUUGUAACAUAAGCAUGAAGCAUGGAAAUUGUAGUAAAAAUGGAUCCGUCCAAUGCUUUACAAACUAUUUUGGGUCAAAUUGUGAUCAGUUUUGUAACAUAAGCAUGAGGCAUGGAAAUUGUAGUGAAAAUGGAUCCGUCCAAUGUUUUACAAACUACUUUGGGUCAAAUUGUGAUCAGUUUUGUAACAUAAGCAUGAGGCAUGGAAAUUGUAGUGAAAAUGGGUCGGUUAAAUGUUUUACAAACUACUUUGGGUCAAAUUGUGAUCAGUUUUGUAACAUAAGCAUGAAAAAUGGAAAUUGUAGUGAAAAUGGAUCCAUCCAAUGUUUUACAAACUACUUUGGGUCAAAUUGUGAUCAGUUUUGUAACAUAAGCAUGAGGCAUGGAAAUUGUAGUGAAAAUGGAUCCAUCCAAUGUUUUACAAACUACUUUGGGUCAAAUUGUGAUCAGUUUUGUAACAUAAGCAUGAGGCAUGGGAAUUGUAGUGAAAAUGGGUCCAUCCAAUGUUUUACAAACUAUUUUGGGUCAAAUUGUGAUCAGUUUUGUAACAUAAGCAUGAAGCAUGGAAAUUGUAGUGAAAAUGGGUUAGUUAAAUGUUUUACAAACUACUUUGGGUCAAAUUGUGAUCAGUUUUGUAACAUAAGCAUGAGGCAUGGAAAUUGUAGUGAAAAUGGGUCUGUCCAAUGUUUUACAAACUAUUUUGGGUCAAAUUGUGAUCAAUUUUGUAACAUGAGCAUGGAGCAUGGAAAUUGUAGUGAAAAUGGGUUAGUUAAAUGUUUUACAAACUACUUUGGGUCAAAUUGUGAUCAUUUUUGUAACAUAAGCAUGAGGCAUGGAAAUUGUAGUGAAAAUGGAUCCGUCCAAUGUUUUACAAACUACUUUGGGUCAAAUUGUGAUCAGUUUUGUAACAUAAGCAUGAGGCAUGGAAAUUGUAGUGAAAAUGGGUUAGUUAAAUGUUUUACAAACUACUUUGGGUCAAAUUGUGAUCAGUUUUGUAACAUAAGCAUGAAGCAUGGAAAUUGUAGUGAAAAUGGGUUAGUUAAAUGUUUUACAAACUACUUUGGGUCAAAUUGUGAUCAGUUUUGUAACAUAAGCAUGAGGCAUGGAAAUUGUAGUGAAAAUGGGUCUGUCCAAUGUUUUACAAACUAUUUUGGGUCAAAUUGUGAUCAAUUUUGUAACAUGAGCAUGGAGCAUGGAAAUUGUAGUGAAAAUGGGUUAGUUAAAUGUUUUACAAACUACUUUGGGUCAAAUUGUGAUCAUUUUUGUAACAUAAGCAUGAGGCAUGGAAAUUGUAGUGAAAAUGGAUCCGUCCAAUGUUUUACAAACUACUUUGGGUCAAAUUGUGAUCAGUUUUGUAACAUAAGCACGAGGCAUGGAAAUUGUGAAAAUGGGUCCGUCCAAUGUUUUACAAACUAUUUUUGGUUAGAUUGUGAUCAUUUUUGUAACAUAAGCAUGAAAAAUGGAAAUUGUAGUAAAAAUGGAUCCGUCCAAUGCUUUACAAACUAUUUUGGGUCAAAUUGUGAUCAGUUUUGUAACAUAAGCAUGAGGCAUGGAAAUUGUAGUGAAAAUGGAUCCAUCCAAUGUUUUACAAACUACUUUGGGUCAAAUUGUGAUCAGUUUUGUAACAUAAGCAUGAGGCAUGGAAAUUGUAGUGAAAAUGGGUCCGUUCAAUGUUUUACAAACUAUUUUGGGUCAAAUUGUGAUCAGUUUUGUAACAUAAGCAUGAAGCAUGGAAAUUGUAGUGAAAAUGGGUCGGUUAAAUGUUUUACAAACUACUUUGGGUCAAAUUGUGAUCAGUUUUGUAACAUAAGCAUGAGGCAUGGAAAUUGUAGUGAAAAUGGGUCCAUCCAAUGUUUUACAAACUAUUUUGGGUCAAAUUGUGAUCAAUUUUGUAACAUGAGCAUGGAGCAUGGAAAUUGUAGUGAAAAUGGGUUAGUUAAAUGUUUUACAAACUACUUUGGGUCAAAUUGUGAUCAUUUUUGUAACAUAAGCAUGAAGCAUGGAAAUUGUAGUGAAAAUGGGUCUGUACAAUGUUAUACAAAUUAUUUUGGGUCAAUUUGUGAUCAAUUUUGUAACAUGAGCAUGGAGCAUGGAAAUUGUAGUGAAAAUGGGUUAGUUAAAUGUUUUACAAACUACUUUGGGCCAAAUUGUGAUCAAUUUUGUAACAUAAGCAUGAAGCAUGGAAAUUGUAGUGAAAAUGGAUCUGUCCAAUGUUUUACAAACUAUUUUGGGUCAAAUUGUGAUCAAUUUUGUAACAUAAGCAUGAGGCAUGGAAAUUGUAGUGAAAAUGGGUCUGUCCAAUGUUAUACAAACUAUUUUGGGCCAAAUUGUGAUCAGUUUUGUAACAUAAGCAUGAAAAAUGGAAAUUGUAUUGAAAAUGGAUCCGUCCAAUGCUUUACAAACUAUUUUCAGUCAAAUUGUGAUCAGUUUUGUAACAUAAGCAUGAAGCAGGUAAAUUGUAGUGAAAAUGGGUCCAUCAAAUGUUUUACAAACUACUUUGAGUCAAAUUGUGAUCUGUUUUGUAACAUAAGCAUGAAGCAUGGAAAUUAUAGUGAAAAUGGGCAAUCUGUUUGUAUUGAAAAAUGUUUGAGAAAAAUGUUUGAUUCAUAUUGCAUUUUCAGCAUUGUUGAUGGAAAUUGUAGUGAAAAUGAAUUUGUCAUGUUGAUUUCAAUCCAUGUUGGAAAGGAUUAUUUUAGAUUUUGUGAUGUUAACAUCAUUCAUGGAUAUUACAGAUCAAGAGAUCUACAUUUACGUUGUCCAAAGCACUUCAAAAAAUAUCCUGAAAGAUGUUGCAAUUUUUCCAUAGGUCAUAGACAUUUUACCAGAACAUUUGAAAGAAUGCAGGUGUGGAAGAAUGGAUGCGUCAGUAACAAUUAUUACAAAUGUUGUAAUUCUUGCGUAAAACAUAAAAAUUCUAAUCUGGACGAAACACUUCCUAGUUUGCAAAAGAAAUCUAGAGAACAUCUUGAGAGACACUGUAACACUGGCAUGAUGAACGGAAACUAUACUUGUGUGUGUAUAGGAAAGCGGACGUCUUCAGUGGAAAAUGUUAGGAUUAAUUUUGAGGGAUUUUGCAACUUCCGAAUGGUUCAUGCAAAUUCUAGUGGACAAGAAAUGUACCUUUGUUAUUUCGGAGAACUCUGUGACAAGUCUGGUUAUGAUGGAAUGGCAAUUGGAAACUGUAGUCUUGGUGAAGUUCUCACCAGUCACGAAAACAAAUUACCUAACAGUAAAACAAAACAGGAGUCUCCAUCAGAACAUCGGCCGUUAUUGGCAGCUGUUCUUGGUGCCCUGGGAGGAGGAGUUUUCUGUGCUUUAGUGACUGUUAUUGUGAUAGUACAAUGCAGAAAAGUUCGAAAGAAGAGGUCCGUCGUUGAGCCAACAAAUCAUUCGACAUUGUGAGGGAUAUAAAUGUACCGAUAUAGAUAAGCAACAUUCGACAUUGUGAGGGAUAUAAAUGUACCGAUAUAGAUAAGCAACAUUUAACAUUGCGAGGGAUAUAAAUGUACCGAUAGAUAAGCAACAUUUAACAUUGUGAGGGAUAUAAAUGUACCGAUAUAGAUAAGCAACAUUCGACAUUGUGAGGGAUAUAAAUGUACCGAUAUAGAUAAGCAACAUUUAACAUUGUGAGGGAUAUAAAUGUACCGAUAGAUAAGCAACAUUUAACAUUGUGAGGGAUAUAAAUGUACCGAUAUAGAUAAGCAACAUUCGACAUUGUGAGGGAUAUAAAUGUACCGAUAUAGAUAAGCAACAUUUAACAUUGUGAGGGAUAUAAAUGUACCGAUAGAUAAGCAACAUUCGACAUUGUGAGGGAUAUAAAUGUACCGAUAUAGAUAAGCAACAUUCGACAUUGUGAGGGAUAUAAAUGUACCGAUAUAGAUAAGCAACAUUUAACAUUGUGAGGGAUAUAAAUGUACCGAUAUAGAUAAGCAACAUUCGACAUUGUGAGGGAUAUAAAUGUACCGAUAUAGAUAAGCAACAUUUAACAUUGUGAGGGAUAUAAAUGUACCGAUAUAGAUAAGCAACAUUUAACAUUGUGAGGGAUAUAAAUGUACCGAUAGAUAAGCAACAUUCGACAUUGUGAGGGAUAUAAAUGUACCGAUAUAGAUAAGCAACAUUUAACAUUGUGAGGGAUAUAAAUGUACCGAUAUAGAUAAGCAACAUUCGACAUUGUGAGGGAUAUAAAUGUACCGAUAGAUAAGCAACAUUUAACAUUGUGAGGGAUAUAAAUGUACCGAUAUAGAUAAGCAACAUUCGACAUUGUGAGGGAUAUAAAUGUACCGAUAUAGAUAAGCAACAUUUAACAUUGUGAGGGAUAUAAAUACCGAUAGAUAAGCAACAGUCGACAUUGUGAGGGAUAUAAAUGUACCGAUAGGUAAGCAACAUUCGACAUUGUGAGGGAUAUAAAUGUACCGAUAUAGAUAAGCAACAUUUAACAUUGUGAGGGAUAUAAAUGUACCGAUAUAGAUAAGCAACAUUUAACAUUGUGAGGGAUAUAAAUGUACCGAUAUAGAUAAGCAACAUUUAACAUUGUGAGGGAUAUAAAUGUACCGAUAGAUAAGCAACAUUUAACAUUGUGAGAGAUAUAAAUGUACCGAUAGAUAAGCAACAUUUAACAUUGUGAGGGAUAUAAAUGUACCGAUAUAGAUAAGCAACAGUCGACAUUGUGAGGGAUAUAAAUGUACCGAUAGAUAAGCAACAUUUAACAUUGUGAGGGAUAUAAAUGUACCGAUAUAGAUAAGCAACAUUUAACAUUGUGAGGGAUAUAAAUGUACCGAUAGAUAAGCAACAUUUAACAUUGUGAGAGAUAUAAAUGUACCGAUAGAUAAGCAACAUUUAACAUUGUGAGGGAUAUAAAUGUACCGAUAUAGAUAAGCAACAGUCGACAUUGUGAGGGAUAUAAAUGUACCGAUAGAUAAGCAACAUUUAACAUUGUGAGGGAUAUAAAUGUACCGAUAUAGAUAAGCAACAGUCGACAUUGUGAGGGAUAUAAAUGUACCGAUAUAGAUAAGCAAUAUUUAACAUUGUGAGGGAUAUAAAUGUACCGAUAGAUAAGCAACAUUUAACAUUGUGAGGGAUAUAAAUACCGAUAGAUAAGCAACAUUUAACAUUGUGAGGGAUAUAAAUGUACCGAUAUAGAUAAGCAACAUUUAACAUUGUGAGGGAUAUAAAUGUACCGAUAGAUAAGCAACAUUUAACAUUGUGAGGGAUAUAAAUGUACCGAUAUAGAUAAGCAACAGUCGACAUUGUGAGGGAUAUAAAUGUACCGAUAGAUAAGCAACAUUUAACAUUGUGAGGGAUAUAAAUGUACCGAUAGAUAAGCAACAGUCGACAUUGUGAGGGAUGUGCAUAUAGCAAUAGAUAAGCAACAUUUGGAGGAAACAAUAUUAGAGAGAUACGUACUAAUAAAUACGGCAACAUUAGAGAAAUUGAACUAGUAGAUGUGGCAACUUUCUAAAAGAGGAAAAUUACCAAAAGCUACCGCAACAUUAUAAAAAAUAUACCAAUAGGACAGCAACAUUAUAGAAAAACAUAAAAAGCUACAGCAACAUUAUACAGAAACAUUCCAAUAGGAUAGCAACAUAAUAGAAAAACAUACCAAAAGCUACAGCAAUAUUACAGAGAAAUAUACCAAAAGCUACAACAAUAUUAUAGAAAAACAUACCAAAAGGACAGCAACAUUACCUAGCAACAUACCAAAAGCUACAGCAACAUUAUAGAAAAAUAUACCAAUAGGACAGCAACAUUAUAGAGAAACAUACCGAUAGAUACUGCAACAUUAUAAUAAAACAUACAAAUAGUUACAGCAACAUUAUAGAAAAAACAUACUAAUAGGAUAGCAACAUUACAGAGCAAGAUACCAAUAGGACAACAACAUUAGAGAAACAUACGAAUAGGACAGCAACACUACAGAGCAACAUACCAAAAGCUACAGCAACAUUAUAGAAAAAUAUACCAAUAGGACAGCAACAUUAUAGAAAAACAUACUAAUAGGACAGCAACAUUAUAGAGAAACAUACCAAAAGCUACAGCAAUAUUAUAGAGAAACAUACCAAAAGCUACAGCAACAUUACAGAGAAACAUACCAAUAACACAGCAACAUUAUAGAGAAACAUACCAAAAGCUACAGCAACAUUAUAGAAAAACAUACCGAUAGCUACUGCAACAUUAUACAGAAACAUACCAAUAGGACAGCAACAUUAUAGAAAAACAUACUAAUAGGACAGCAACAUUACAGAGCAAGAUACCAAUAGGACAACAACAUUAGAGAAAGCAGCAACAUUAAAGUGAAACAUACAUUAGAGAAAGCAGCAAGAUUAGAGGGAAAUAAUACAACAUAGAUCACAACUUUAGGAGGAAACAAACCAGUUGGUUGACAAUCGGGGAGAAGAUGCUAAUAAAGCUACAAUAGAUACAGCAACAUUAGGAACAUAUCGGAGGGAACCCCAGCGCCACCUGCCUGGUCUUUAGGAUCGAUGCAAGAUGCACAAGACUUUAUUAAACCGAGUGCUGAUAUGAGUAGAUUUAACAGAUUAUGAUUAUACUUUCUGCAUCAUGUUUUGUUAUUCAAUUUCAUUGGCUCUUGUCCACUGAAAACUCUGAAACCUUAAGAUCUCUUACUAGAUUCUGCGAAAACUUCCCCUAAUCAUAGGAAAUUUACAUGUACAUACUUAUUUCAAUGUCUUGUAUCCCCCUUACGUAAUUUUUCUUAUUAUGUCAUUUGAACUAUAUAUACAUAUACACGUAUGUGUGUAGCUAGCUAGAUAAAUAGAUUGAUAGAUCGAUGGAUAUUAUAUAAAUAGGCUGUAUUUUUUACCACACAUAUUAUGCAUAUUUAAUGGACGAGUUUCAUUUUUGAUGAUACAUGAGAGUCUGAACUUCGACGCUUCACGCCGGCGUACUUCACGAAACACGUUAGCGCUUAAUGGAAAGGAUGUUGAUGUGAAGCGCUGCAUGUCAUAUUCUCAUCCAUUUACAAAAACGAAAUUUAUAUUUAUGUUUACAUUCCACUUUCAUUUUUGUCGAAAUUCCCAGCCGUUUGAAUAGACAUAUUGCAUUUAUCAAGAUUCAUACGCGCUCUGUUCACAACCGCAUUCAUGAGGAAAUGGCUGUCAUUAGAAUUGGUACAUGUAAAAAUAUCGAAGACGAAAACAUUGGAAAUGUAAAUAUGUGUAUAUAGAUAUUAUAUCUGCCUAUAUCUAGGGACACGCUAUAUAGAUAUUAUAUCUGCCUAUAUCUAGGAACACACUAUAUAGAUAUUAUAUGUAUAUAUAUCUAGGAUCACACUGUCAUGUUUUGCUCGCCUUGUUUGAACAUGUAUAAUUCGCUUGUUCUGUCAUUCGGAUCAUCCUCUGUUUUUUCUGUUUGUAAACUUCUAUUGCUCCUUCGGGAGUCCUGAUCAGAUAAAUCUUAUAUCUUAU
Ostrea edulis (European flat oyster) is the source of this 10049-nucleotide messenger RNA. Its product is annotated as multiple epidermal growth factor-like domains protein 6. The record is from RefSeq and is a predicted model, not a curated record. Gene Ontology annotation, biological process: cell communication. Gene Ontology annotation, molecular function: scavenger receptor activity. The coding region runs from base 121 to 6030 and encodes 1969 amino acids. The transcript is spliced from 9 exons. NCBI's taxonomy places the organism in Eukaryota, Metazoa, Mollusca, Bivalvia, Ostreida, Ostreidae. Gene Ontology annotation, cellular component: membrane.